Messenger RNA from Panicum virgatum (switchgrass), 1109 nucleotides. Its product is annotated as lipid phosphate phosphatase 2-like. Gene Ontology annotation, molecular function: phosphatidate phosphatase activity. Bases 492 to 797 code for a protein of 101 amino acids. The transcript has 3 exons. Gene Ontology annotation, biological process: phospholipid metabolic process. Lineage: Eukaryota; Viridiplantae; Streptophyta; Magnoliopsida; Poales; Poaceae. The record is from RefSeq and is a predicted model, not a curated record.
CCGAUUUCUUCUGGCGCUGCUUCCCUGACAGAGUGCCGGUGAGUGAGUUGUAUUCUGAACCUCAAUGACCUGAACCGUCAGAAACUUCAGAGUUUGCUAGCCUGUUUCUUUCUCUCGCCACAAUUAAUGUGACACCAAUCACGCCAUGAUCUCAUUGCUCAAUGAUUCGAUGCGUCGUAAAUUCAGAAGUACAACAACAUCACCACGCAAGCCAUAUGCCACGGAGACCCGGCCGUGAUCAAAGAAGGGCACAAGAGCUUCCCAAGUGGGCAUUCUUCAUGUAAGCGGCUGCCUGCAUCUCUGCGAGCCGUUUGCUGUGUGCAAGCAGCAUACCAUUUGGAUCCUGAAAAUUCCGGCUUGAAAUCAUUCCAGAGUCCUUCGCUGGGCUAGGCUUCCUGUUGUGGUACCUGGCCGGCAAGAUCAAGGCAUUCGACCGGCGCGGCCAUGUGGCCAAGCUCUGCAUCGUCCUCCUGCCGCUGCUGCUGGCGACCAUGGUUGCCAUCUCGAGGGUGGAUGACUACUGGCACCACUGGCAGGACGUAUUUGCCGGUGGAAUUCUCGGGUUGGUGGUUGCGUCCUUCUGCUACCUGCAGUUUUUUCCUCCACCCUCCGGGGAACAAGGAUUUUGGCCCCACGCCUACUUUGAUCACAUUCUUAACCCCGAGGGAGAGGGCCAAGUGCAGUCAACAACCAACUCGAGUCACCAUCAAUCACUAUCGGAAGUCUCAGUUGCAAUGGAAAUGGGGAACACGAACCAAGAAUUGGGUUCCAUGGAAGAAGGCCACCGAGCUCGGUGACCGACUGCCGCCGUGUUGCCGUUACGAACAGAACCGCGGUCCCUGACGAUCUGACGGCCGUGGACCGGCUAACCUGCCGUCAAGGCAAUUACGUCAGCUAGCAAAGACAACUGCCAAACAGCAGCACAAAGAUUAGUCGAUUAUUUUUUUUAAAAAAAAAGUUUAGUGGAUUGGUACGGCAAAAACAAACAAACACAUGGAGCAUUUGAUGGACUUGCCUUAAAGUUCGUGGACGAGAGGGUGGAUAAGGAUUCCUGCAGCACGGCAUCCCAAUCAAUUGGCUGCGAAUAUCUUACGGGAAUGUCAGCCUCU